This is a messenger RNA of Gamsiella multidivaricata, 459 nucleotides long. RefSeq lists its product as uncharacterized. Bases 1 to 459 code for a protein of 152 amino acids. Lineage: Eukaryota; Fungi; Mortierellomycota; Mortierellomycetes; Mortierellales; Mortierellaceae. The transcript has 2 exons. The record is from RefSeq and is a predicted model, not a curated record.
AUGCCCUUUCCAAGCACUGCGCCGUAUUUUGUGAUACUCUAUUACAUAUCGCUCUAUCGACACCAUCGUCCAUGCGUAUACUGCGUCUUCACAGUCAUCUUCCUGUUCUCAACAACGUGCUACUGGGGCGCGGACCGAUGCUGGAUCGACCUGAACCACUUUCACAUCUUUGACCCGAUACGGCACCCGGACGGAUCGCCGACCUCGACAUUUGGCCUGCAGCUACCAGCCUUCAUGACCACACUUGACGAUUAUUUAGAGGCCUUGUUGCGCAUUCUCGGAGGCGGCCAGCCUCUUGCCCGCGUCAUUCGGUCAGGGUCCGAUUUUGCAGCCUUUGCAAAGACGUCAGGGGCCGCAUCUCAGGCCUCGCUCUCUCCUGUCACAGACGCCGUUGCUGCCGUCCUGUCUGCAGCAGCAGCUACAGGCCACGCAGGUACAGCCGCUGUCGCCGGACCAUAG